AUGGCAACGCGUACUGGUUCUAAACAAGGACGUCAAGCAGCUAAAUCAAGUUUGAAGGCACCAGGAAAAGAUCAAACGAAAAAUGAAAAGCAACCAACGAAUGUAUUAGAAAUAGUUCCAGGAAAAUUUAAUGAAACAGAUUGGUUAUCAUUAUUAGAAAAUGAUGAUACCGAAGAUUUUAUUGCUGACAUAUUUGAAGGUAUAUGGGCAGAAACAUCCAGGCAAAUUCAACAGCUCUAUAUCCGACGACAACUAUUACCAUUUACACUGAUGAUGACAGAAAAUGCCUUAUCGAAUGUUAUUCAAUGGGCAUUUUUGGAAAGAGAUGAACCAAAACCAGCUACUGGUGAUUUUUGGAUAGAAGAUGCAGAACCUUCACCAUCUACAAUGGAUAAUUGGGGCGAAGGUGUUGUACCUGCAUGUCGAGAAGAACGUCCUCAAAGUGUGGAAGAAUCACCACUAUAUAUGGUCGAACGUCCAUCAACAGCUCCUCUCACUAAUCUAAUAUCUGAAAAUGCUGAUCGAAAUCAACGUCCCUCAACGGGAUCAACACUCCUAAGUGCAGCUCAUACAACUCGUUUGAGUAGCCAACGAAAAAAACUUUCACAAACAGAAAAAUCUGAUUUUAUUCGUGAACAAAAUAAACGAGAAAAAUCAAUUGAAAGUAAUGGUGAUCAUCGUACAGCAACUGAAAAAGAAUUGUCACGUGAAAAAAAUAGUAGUCUCUCAUCUUCACCACUAAAACCUUAUUUUCAUGAUGUGCUUGUUAUUGAAACACAACCACCGAAGCUUGAACCAUUAUCUGAUCUAUUCUAUCCACCACAAAUCGAUGCACAUAGUUCGUAUUUGGAUUCUACUCCAGCAACGAUAACUAGAAAACAUCGAUAUAUGCCUGCACCAAAAGCAUCAUCUCAACUUGGUUCUGAUGCAUUGGCAUCAACAACGAAUUUAACUGGAACGCCAACUACAAAAAGUUAUAGAAAACCAACUGAAUCCAAACUAUUUGAUGAUAUGGAUGUUGAAGAAGCUAUUUCGAAAGCUCCGGCUGCCGCUCAUUCAAUGUUGAAAAGUAUUCUUAGUCGACCACCAGGAUAUCGAGAACUUGAACUUGAUGAUAAUGGAAACGUAAUUUCUAUUACUAAACUUGAUCCAGAUAAAAUUACAUCAAGAAGUAUUCGUGUUAAAUGUGAUGUUAUUUCAUCACGAAAACCAACAAAUGAAAUACGUACACCACCAGCUAAACCACCAAAGAAAACAAAAUCAAAUCGAUUAGAAACAAAAUUUACAACAGUUAAACUUGUACUUCCCGAACAAUCCACUGAUGUGGGUGAUCUUAUUCAACCCGUUCCUGGUGUUCUCUAUGAAGAUGCUCGAUUGAAAAAAGGCGAUCCUCGAAGAUAUCAAACGGGCUUGUCAAAAUAUACCAAUUUCUAUGAUGAAAGUCGUCCAUUGAAACCUAUUGGUCAACGAAGUGAUCUAUCUAUAUUACAAGUAGCUAAUGAAUUAUUAUCCCAAACGAAAGAUUCUACUAGAGACGACGAUAAUGAUCGAGAUUUACAAAUACCAAAAUUACACAGACUUGCUCGAAUACCACCGAUUAUGUCUGGUUCGAGUACAUCAACAACAUAG
Messenger RNA from Rotaria socialis, 1629 nucleotides. NCBI's taxonomy places the organism in Eukaryota, Metazoa, Rotifera, Eurotatoria, Philodinida, Philodinidae. The record is from the annotation of a GenBank genome assembly.